This is a messenger RNA of Austrofundulus limnaeus, 2205 nucleotides long. RefSeq names its product meprin A, alpha (PABA peptide hydrolase), tandem duplicate 1 (gene mep1a.1). Gene Ontology annotation, molecular function: protein binding; metalloendopeptidase activity; zinc ion binding. Bases 244 to 2052 code for a protein of 602 amino acids. The record is from RefSeq and is a predicted model, not a curated record. Gene Ontology annotation, cellular component: membrane. The transcript has 14 exons. Lineage: Eukaryota; Metazoa; Chordata; Actinopteri; Cyprinodontiformes; Rivulidae. Gene Ontology annotation, biological process: proteolysis.
AGGAUUUAAAAUAAUGUUUUGCUGCUAAAUUUUAAUGCAAUUUAGAAAUGCCAUCAGAUAUUAACGAUCAGAUGAUAAAUAAGUGCAGUUUACCACUAUCUGUUCAUGUAAAAACACUGUAAUCAGUAACAGAUAUGAGUCAAAGUCCUUUAGUUACUCUUUAGAACCACUAAAACUUCAUCCACAUCAGCAUCUGAAUUUAAUCCUAACGAGCAGCAUUUACAAGCUGAGCUCUGAAGGAUAAUGGAAAGGAUUCUCUUAUUGCUGGGGCUCACUGCCUUUGCCUCAUCUUUCACUAUUCCACAGUCACAUGUGAUACAUGAGGUGUAUGAGAAUGGUGAGGAUGACAACCCAAUUUUAAACAAGGAUUCAGAUACCAGCCUCUUUGAAGGAGAUAUUUUGAUUUCAAAUGAAAAAAAUGCACUAAGUGACAAAAGAUACAGAUGGAAAUUCCCAAUUCCUUACAUUCUUGGUGAUGAUUUAGAUCUGAAUGCCAAAGGCUGUGUCCACCAGGCGUUUGAAAUGUAUCGUCUCAAGUCUUGUGUUGACUUCAAGCCUUAUGAGGGAGAGAAGACCUACAUCAAGUUUGAAAAGAGAGGAGGGUGCUUUUCUAGUGUUGGCGACCAGCAGACUGGUCAGAUCUUGUCUUUGGGACCAGGUUGUGACCACAAGGCUGUGGUUGAGCAUGAGCUGCUUCACGCUCUGGGAUUUUACCACGAACAGUCCCGCACAGACAGAGAUGACUACGUGGACAUUUGGUUGGACCAGGUUACACCAGGACUUGAGCACAACUUUAACAAAUAUAACGACGACUUCAUCACCGAUCAAAACACGGCAUAUGACUACGAGUCCAUCAUGCACUACAGGCCUUUCUCCUUCAAUAAGAAUGAAUCAAUUCCCACUAUCACCACCAAAAUUCCAGAGUUCUACAACAUCAUCGGCCAGUACCUUGACUUUAGUAGGAUGGACACCCUCAGGCUCAAUCGGAUGUAUAACUGCUCUGGCCCACUCAUCCUUCUGGAUCAAUGUUCAUUUGAAUAUGCAAGCAUCUGUGGGAUGAUCCAAGGCUCUGUGAAUGAUGCUGAUUGGGUCCGUACCAAGAGUAGCAUUGAUACAGAAGAUCACACACUGCUGGGAAGGUGUAGAGAUGCUGGGUACUUCAUGUACUUCAACACCAUGGCUGGGGAGCCCGAGCAGUCUGCUUUGCUGGAAUCUCGAACACUUUAUCCUAAAAGGAAGCUUCAGUGUCUGGAGUUCUUCUAUAAGAUGACUGGAAGCCUAAAAGACAGGCUGACAAUAUGGGUCAAGGUGGAUGACGGCACAGGCAGUGUCCGAAGAAUGAGGAAAAUACACACCAUUUAUGGAACUUCGGAGAACACAUGGAAGAUUGCCCAUGUCCCAAUAGAAGUAGGAGUUAAGUUCCGCUAUGCCUUUCAAGCCGUGCGUGGCAAUCCCUCUGGGUCCUCUGGAGGCAUCCUCAUCGACGACAUCAGCCUGACCGAGACACGCUGCCCCAACACUGUGUGGACAAUCCACAACUUCUCCAAGAUACUGGAAACGGCUGAUACUAAUACAGUAAUCGACAGCCCUCGUUUCUACAGCCAGGAAGGCUAUGGAUACGGUGUACGCAUCAAGCCUUUGUCUGGUUAUACUGAUUACACGGGGAACUAUGUCGGGCUGUACUUCCACCUUACCAGUGGAGAGAAUGAUGUAGUGAUGCAGUGGCCAGCUGUGAACAGACAAGCCACUUUGGUGGUGAUGGACCAAGAUCCAGAUAUUUUGCAAAGAAUGUCUUCUGCUCGCAGUCUUACCACCGACAUGAGGCAAACAUCUGAUGGGAAGUUUUUCUGGGACAAUCCUUCCAAGGUGGGAACAUACGACUCAGCCUGUGAUUGCUACAGAAGCGACUCAUGGGGCUGGAGAAACUUCAUCAAGCACUUUGACCUCGGGCGGCGCAAUUACCUGAAGAAUGAUGAUCUUAUCAUCUUCAUUGAUUUUGAUGAUUUAACAUCACUCAUCAAAACUGAAGUUCCUGUUAAGCCAAAUGAAUAGGAUCAUCAAAUGGACUUCUAUAUUGCAGUAAAUUGGAAACUGGAUGAAGCAUACACAACUGGGAUGUGAAGAAUUCCAUAUAAGGAUUGCUGCAGUAUUACAAUUAAACACACAAUUUAAAAUGUUUUAAUUAAACUAAUAACCAACAAGCCA